This is a messenger RNA of Trametes versicolor FP-101664 SS1, 2328 nucleotides long. RefSeq lists its product as uncharacterized. Bases 1 to 2328 code for a protein of 775 amino acids. The transcript has 7 exons. The record is from RefSeq and is a predicted model, not a curated record. Lineage: Eukaryota; Fungi; Basidiomycota; Agaricomycetes; Polyporales; Polyporaceae.
AUGAGUGCGAUCCUCGGCGUGUCGCAGACGCACCCAAAUUACUGCCCGGCGGCGGCGUGGGACGACUCGUCGUUGAUGCAUACAAGUAUUGUCAUCUGCGCCUGUCCCUCGCCAAGGACGUACCGCUGCGUCUUCCUUACCAUCGCGUCGCCCUCCAGUUCCGCUUUCGCCAUGACCGGCAUGCACACUCGCUCGCGUUCUACCGCUUUACCGAACGCCAAGCGCCACAAGGGUGACGAAGUCGAGAGAAACAACGACGCCGAAGACUUCCUGGACUACGCCGCCCAAGGUCGCACUAUGGAGGCGAACUUGACGGGGCACGGAGCAACUCUCAUGACUCCUCCGGCCACGCCUGUCGAGCAUCGCGGACGUGGUACUCAGUCGUUCGCCUCCGGUAGUUCUACCUCCUCUCCCCUGAGCGACUUGCACGCGUCGGAGAGCGACAGCGAUGAAUCCGUCGGUAGCCUCCCUGACCUCGAGCCCGCUGGCAGCCCGUACUCGUUGCUCGCUACGUCGUCCUCUGCCUAUCCCUCUGGCUUAAACGUGGCCCCGACUGGCGUAGCUCGCAACCUCUUGGAAGCUUUCAUGACCGACGCAACGGUCGCUACUCCGACGGUGGGCAUCUUCGCCGACGCCGGAGACGUCCCUCCAGUUCUGCACACCGGACUGGGAGAAGCGUUCGUGUUACCCCAGGUCAACUCUUCGGUAACGAACUCCGCCGUCCCCGAAACCGCGGCGUCCACGUCUUUCACUCCAACCCUGUCCACGGCCGCGGUCGAUGCCGCCCCUGUUCCCGUUACAGCCACCGAAGCUGGUGCAACAGGUGCUGGCCCCAACAUCGGCGAAGCCCUCGCGCAGUCCAUCGCCACCGUCCCUACUGCGACCGCGAACGCUGCACCCACCCCUGGUCUCACCGACGCUGGCGCGCCGACUGUCGCGUUCCUCGGGGCACCGCCGGUCCCUACUGCGACCGCGAACGUUGCACCCCUCGCUGGUCUCGCGGUCAUAGACAAUCCCACUGCCGCCCUCGUCGCACCUACCGUCGCCUCCCUCGUCGCUGGAGGGACAUUGCCGCUUCACGGUUCACCUACCAAUGCCGUUCCCGGGACGACCGCGGCGACCACGGUUGUCGCGCAGCUUCCUAUCACGACUGUGCCCGAUGGUCCGCCGCCUGCCUUAGCGAACGUCGACAAUACUGUGCCAGCCGCCGUGGUCGUUCCCACCACCGCUCUACUGGCUACUCAGCCAGUGCCCGUUCCAGGGCCUUUGCCGCCUCUCGCUUUUCUCCCCAACGCCGCUCCCGGGGCGAACGCGCCGACAACGGCUGGCGCCCCGCAGGCCCCUGCUCCGAUCGUCAUCGCUGGACCGCCGCCUGCUCUGACUAACGCCAAUAACACCGCCCCCGCUGUCGGAGGACCCACCGGCACUGUCCCGUUACUAGGUGGUCCAGAAGCGAUCACUGCUCCCGCGCACGUCCCUGCUGCGGUGGGAGUCGCGCCUGCCGCUGUCGCGCCGUUGGUAGGCACAGCGGCCGUUCCGCUGGCGGUCGCCGCCGUGGUGGCCAACGCCGGGGGACAAGGCAUCAACGGAGCCCAGCCUCAGGCGGGGCCGGCCGCUCCCGUUCCAGUGUUGCCAAACAUGGCGGACGUCCACGCGAUGUUCGCAGGUCUAGAGCUGGUGCCGGACGACAUCUUGCUGCGUCUCUAUGCCAUAGUUCAGGUCGCCAUCCCCACUCACAACGUCUUCGCCGUCAACUGCGUUCCGAGCAACGCCGACUGGGGAACCGGGCGCAACGACCGUCUCCUGUGCCUCAACACCGUCCCGUUGAGCAUUUGGCUCGCGGGACGCGCGGGAUCUCUCUGGUUCUUCAGCCUUGCUGGCGAGCCCCACGCUCGUGUUAACAUCGGUGUCUUGAUGGCCGCUCUUCGCGACUACGAAGCUGUCAAGCAACUUUAUCAGCGCGCGCGUCCUCGUAGCGCCCCCGCGUCGGAGACCAUCUACGCUAGCCGUCUGCAGACCGUUCGUGGCCGUGGGGAACAAAUUGCUCACGCGGUCGCGUUCGAGGAAGUAUUCGACGCCACUGAGACCCUGACCGUGAAGAGCGCGAUGCCGCGCAUUAGCGCCGCUGACAUCGCCGAGGGUGACAUUGUCCUCGUAGAGGCCAUGUUAACUAGGUGGAAGAAGCCUGCGGACAAGAAGAAGAAGGGUUGGCCCGCUUGGGACGUCGGGUUUGAGCUCCAGGCUGUGUCGCUCAUUUACAAGGCACCCGCUGUCGUCGACGCUGGGGCUGCUGUACCGGUGCCCGAUGUGCCGAUGUUCAAUCUCUGA